Candidula unifasciata is the source of this 806-nucleotide messenger RNA. The record is from the annotation of a GenBank genome assembly. NCBI's taxonomy places the organism in Eukaryota, Metazoa, Mollusca, Gastropoda, Stylommatophora, Geomitridae.
ACUGUCCGCUUGGUACCUACGGAGCCACCUGCCAGUUCAACUGCUCCAAGCACUGUGCAGAGCCGUGUCGCUUCCCGAGUGGAGCUUGUCGGUGCAAAGAUGGCCGGACAGGACUGCACUGUAGAGAAUGCCCGGGUAGAAAGUAUGGAGACGCAUGUAAUGUGAGUUGCUCCCACUAUUGUAUCAACAAAUGUGAUUCGGUCGACGGAAGUUGUAGGUGCAUGUACAACAGGACCGGUCAGAACUGCACAGACUGUCCAGUAGGACGAUAUGGAGACAACUGCUCCGGCCUGUGUCCUGUCAACUGUAGAGGCAGCGGGUGUAACAUUUCUGGCUUCUGUUACGAGUGCGAAGAUGGCUUUUUCGGAGAGCAAUGCGACAAGAACUGCUCGUCGACAUGUGCCAACAGCCAGUGUGACAUGAUCACGGGGAAGUGUUUCUCCUGCUUAGGAAAUCUCACAGGGGACUUUUGUACAACCUGUCCCCUGACCUAUUCUGGAGAGUUGUGUUUCAAGCGGUGUUCGCAAUUCUGUCGGGACAGAAAUUGUCAUAUGUUGACACAGAAAUGCUUUGGGUGCAUUGAAGGCUACAUAGGAGAUUUUUGCCUAAAAGAAGACGAACGGACUUUACCAUACUUUGCCAUUCUACUAUUGCUGCUUCCUUUAUUUCUAAUUUUAUGUUGCUGCUGUUUUAUUGGGGGUAAAGUAACUAUUCGAAAAGAAGCAGCAGAAGAGGAGGAGAACGAGGAUGAUGAUGAUGAUGAUGAUGAUGAUAAUGAUGACACUGGGGAUGGAGACUCAAAAUAA